Messenger RNA from Rattus rattus (black rat), 727 nucleotides. Its product is annotated as acidic proline-rich protein PRP33-like. The transcript is spliced from 3 exons. The record is from RefSeq and is a predicted model, not a curated record. Bases 26 to 727 code for a protein of 233 amino acids. NCBI's taxonomy places the organism in Eukaryota, Metazoa, Chordata, Mammalia, Rodentia, Muridae.
GAGCAACUCCAGAGUCUCCUCCAAGAUGCUGGUGGUCCUGCUUACAGCAGCCUUGCUGGUUCUGAGCCCAGCUCACGGCUCAGAUGAAGAGGUCAUCUAUGAAGACUCAUCUUCUCAACUCUUAGAUGUAGAGCAGCAGAACCAGAAACCUGGUCAACAUCAUCCAAAACCACCUCCUGGAGGAUUACCCCCAAGACCUCCUGCUUCUGAUGAAAACGGUGAUGGUGAUGAUAGCGAUGAUGGUGAUGAUAAUGGCAGUGGGGAUGACGGAAAUAGACCAGAGAGACCACCACAACACGGAGGCAAUCACCACCAUCCUCCUCCAGGACACCACCAUGGUCCACCCCCACCAGGAGGCCCUCAGAGACCCCCUCAGCCUGGAAACCCACAAGGCCCUCCCCCACAGGGUGGCCCUCAGGGACCUCCUCAACCUGGAAACCCACAAGGCCCACGCCCACAGGGAGGACCCCAGCAGAGACCCCCUCAGCCUGGAAACCCUCAAGGCCCACCCCCACAGGGUGGCCCCCAGAGACCUCCUCAGCCUGGAAACCCACAAGGCCCUCCCCCACAGGGUGGUCCUCAGAGACCCCCUCAGCCUGGAAACCCACAAGGCCCACCCCCACAGGGAGGCCCACAGCAAAGACCCCCUCAGUCUGAACACGCACACGACCCAGCACAGGACGGAACCCAUGAACAGCCAAGUUACCUAUGGUCAUUUUUUGCAUAA